AUGUUCAGCCCUAUGCGAAGUAUACUAUCGGAGGUUCUGACGCCCCAGACGAUCUCAUUAGGAACGGCCCUUGUCCUCGCUAGCGUUGGCGGGACAUAUGCCCUAAAAGUGCGCAAUCGCCUUCGCCGGACAGACCCAGGGCAGAUUCAGUCGAGUCUCAAGCCAUCGGACUCAUUCAACAAUUCGCAUACGAUGCGAACGCUGGUGAAUCCACGGAACCAUGUUACUAAGGGAGACUCCCAUUCUACUAUCUUGGCCUUGUGCUCUAAAUAUGACACACCGUCGGAAGAGGAUGUACUAUCUGCAUUCCUGAAAGGGUUCUUUGCGGGACCAGUUUUCCUACCCGAAAGCAUAGCUCUCUCUCUUUUCAGCAUAGUGAAACUUCCCCCCAAGGCUACUACUUUAUGGGACACAUUCCAAAUCGCGGAUAUUGAGCUGUCCGGAAGCCAUACCGCCGCACCCACAGGAAGUAGGGUUGAUGUUGUCUUCGGAGACAGUCGGAGGGAGUUUGCCGGUUGCCAUCGAUUCACCGUUAAGAAAGUGGGCAAUAAUGGCUUCGACGAAGACGAGAUUCGGUUCUGCGUGAGUCUAGAGUGCUUGGUCUGCAACCCAUUGACAAAUAGACAAGGCGGUUCUGAUCUCUUGCAUUUUUUGCAUAACAAAUACUCAUACCUGCUAUACCGAGAUGCAUUGGCGCAUAUAAAAUGUGUAUAUGGGAAUUCGACUUAG
This is a messenger RNA of Trichoderma citrinoviride, 729 nucleotides long. RefSeq lists its product as hypothetical. The transcript has 2 exons. The coding region runs from base 1 to 729 and encodes 242 amino acids. NCBI's taxonomy places the organism in Eukaryota, Fungi, Ascomycota, Sordariomycetes, Hypocreales, Hypocreaceae. The record is from RefSeq and is a predicted model, not a curated record.